UUAAUGUGCCAUCGUGGACAGGUUUCUGAGAGAGUAGGAGGAAAAGGAGUCAUCGACAGGUUUUAUGACAGAAACUGGCCUCGGUGUGAGAGGAACACACCCUGAUCAUAAAAACUGAGCUGAUAAGAGGGUCUAAAGGACGCGAGCCGGACUCGAGCUGAGCUAGUCGUACAGAACGAGCAGCUGCUGGAGCUUCACUGGACCAAACCCUGUCCAAUCUGAACAAUCCCAUCAUGAAGAGAUCGACUCUGUGUGUCCUGCUGGUGCUUCUGGGCUUCGGAGGUCUUUCUGCUUCAACAGAGAGCCCCCGGUGCACAGAUCCCAAAGAUGGAGGACAAGGAAAUGAAAAGCUGUUGAAGUAUUUCUAUGAUCCUCAGAGAAAGCUCUGUGUCCCGUUCUUCUUUAAAGGUCAAGGUGGCAACAGCAACCGCUUCGACAGCGAUGAAGAGUGUGUGAAAGCAUGCUCGCCCAAAGCUCACGAGAUCUACCCGGAUGACGAUAAGGUCUGCUCUCUGCCAAAGGACGAAGGUGAAUGCAUGGCUCAGAUUCCGAAGUAUUACUACGACAAUAAAGAGAAGAUGUGCCUUACGUUCUUGUACAGAGGCUGCAGUGGAAACGGCAACCGUUUUGUUUCUCGAGAGGAUUGUCAGGCUAUGUGUGGUGCACGAUCCGGACGGCUGCUGGGAGACCUGCCAAACCCUGAUGAGAAGACUGUUAAUGCAGGGCUGAUUGUGGGAGUUUUGGGUGGGAUUGUGUUCGCUGGUGCUGUCAUAUCUGCGAUUGUAGUGUUUGUUCUCCAGAAGAAAAGCAAGAAAGCAGAACGAAAGCCAGUGCCGACGUCUGAUAUCGAAAUGAAAUAGAUAUUUCUUCACAACAUUUGUUUGUACAUACCUUACUAGUGCUUUUGUACAUCAUGUUUGAACAGUUCUAGAGCAAUUGGGUUAAAUGAUAAAUAUUGAUGUCUAUGAUAAACUAGAAAUGU
Molecule: messenger RNA, 982 nt
Organism: Carassius carassius (crucian carp)
Lineage: Eukaryota; Metazoa; Chordata; Actinopteri; Cypriniformes; Cyprinidae
Product: BPTI/Kunitz domain-containing protein-like
Exons: 6
Coding region: 234-860 (208 amino acids)
Molecular function (GO): serine-type endopeptidase inhibitor activity
Source: RefSeq, a predicted model, not a curated record